Cuscuta campestris is the source of this 883-nucleotide messenger RNA. Lineage: Eukaryota; Viridiplantae; Streptophyta; Magnoliopsida; Solanales; Convolvulaceae. The record is from the annotation of a GenBank genome assembly.
UUACCUUGCCCCUGCCCAUUUCCAGGAGAUUCGGUUAUCGUCUUCGUCUCCCAUUUCUUCAUCUCCUUCGUUUCCCCCCCUUAAAAAUCAAAAUCUCUUUCAGGUCUGGCUAACGCUGAGGAGAAAACUCUGGAAGAAUCCAGAAACGAGAGGGUGGUGCUCGCCCUGUAUGAGGCCUUGAGAUCGCGCGACGUGGAUCUGGUCCAGAAGCUUCUGGACUCCGACCUCGAGUGGUGGUUCCACGGCCCGCCGUCGUGCCAGUUUUUGAUGCGCGUCCUCACCGGCGCCGCACCGCCGUCGUCCGAUUCGUUCCGAUUCGUCCCGCUCACCGUUGAUGCGAUCGGCCCCACCGUCUUCGUCGAGGGCUGCGAUUCCGACCGGAACAUCACCUGGGUCCACGCCUGGACCGUCACGGAUGGGAUAAUUACCCAGGUCCGGGAGUACUUCAACACCUCCCUCACCGUGACCCGGCUCGGAACCCGAGCCCGGUCCGCGCCAGCCGCCCACUGCCCCUCUGUUUGGGAGAGCAGCCUCUCCAAUCGGGUCGGAAGAUCCGUGCCCGGACUUGUUUUGGCGAUCUAAUCCGGGUCUCACCCGACCCGUUUUAGUUAGCUAUUUCCGCGGGCUUGUUAAAGUGACGUGUGCUGCUGGUCUUCUUUUUUUUUUUUAAAUAGAUAUAAAUAAAAAAAGUUUGUGGCCUGUUUGGUUUGACGUUUUAUGUUGUCUGGAUUAGGGGAAAGUUUGCUGUCGUAGUCAAACGAAGACGGUGAUGGGUUGUGAUGUAAUCCGCGUUUGGCUUGCAAUAAAAUCCCCACUCUGUUUACUUGAAAAAAGUACUCCUAUUGUUCUCUAUUCCAAAACGAAAGAAAAUUAAGAUAUGUUU